AAGAGCCAAUCAGGAGUCUGGCUUCGCGGACUCGGGGGAGGGACGAGCCGAGGAACCUGUCUGGCGCGACCGCCCCGCGCGAGACCCGAGCCGCGGCUGCUGGAUAGCGGGCGCCGCCUCAGGACCGCGGGGCGCCGAGGGAUUGUCUCCCCUGGACAUAAUGUUGAGUGGGGAUGAUCAGCGAUCACGGGCUUUCGCCAAACCCGCUUUCAGUGAGGCGCAAGCAUGUGCACUAGUGGAAUCAGUAUUUGGGUUCAAAGUUUCCAAGAUCCGGCCACUUCCUAGCUAUGAUGACCAGAAUUUCCAUAUAUGCAUUUCAAGAGCGAAAGACACUGCAGAUGGCCCAACUGAGUAUGUCCUCAAAAUAAACAACACCGAGUCCAGCAAAACUCCAGACCUGAUCGAGGUGCAGAGCUGCAUCAUCAUGUUUCUGAGAGCGGCUGGGUUUCCAACAGCCUCCGUGUGUCGUACGAAGGGAGACAACAUAACCUCCCUCGUGUCCGUAGAUAGUGGCUCCGAAAUCAAAAGCUACUUGGUGAGGCUGCUGACUUACCUCCCAGGAAGACCCAUAGCUGAGGUUCCCAUGGGCCCCCAGCUACUGUUUGAGAUCGGGCGGCUAGCUGCCAAAUUGGAUAAGACACUGGAGAAAUUCCAUCACCCACAGUUAAGUAGUCUUCACCGGGAGGACUUCAUCUGGAAUCUGAAAAAUGUUCCUCUUCUGGAGAAAUAUCUGCACGCCUUGGGCCAGAAUCGAAAUCGCGAGAUUGUCGAACAGGUCAUUCAGCGGUACAGGGAUGAAGUGAUGACCAAAUUAAGUCAGUUUCGAGAAUGCAUCAACCAUGGAGACCUUAAUGACCAUAACAUUUUGAUAGAGCCCAGCGAGUCGGCCUGUGGAGAUGCUACGUAUCGAGUGUCCGGGGUUGUGGACUUUGAUGACAUGAGCUAUGGCUACUAUGUGUUCGAAGUGGCAAUCACCAUCAUGUACAUGAUGGUCGAAAGCAAGACCCCUGUACAAGUGGGCGGUCAUGUCCUCGCCGGGUUCGAAAGUAUAGUCCCGCUGACACCGGUAGAAAGGGGUGCUUUGUUUCUACUUGUGUGCAGUCGAUUUUGUCAGUCACUUGUCAUGGCUGCAUACUCUUGCCAGCUGCACCCAGAGAAUGAAGAAUAUCUCAUGAUUACUGCAAAAACUGGAUGGAAGCACUUACAGCAAAUGUUUGACACGGGCCAGAAAGCUGUAGAAGAAAUCUGGUUUGACACCGCCAAGUCCUACGAAUCUGGGAUCUCCAUGUGACUGCAUAAAAGUUCACAUUAACUCGUGUAAUUAAAAACUCAAUAGGACCAAAUCUAAUCCUUUAAGGGAUUUCCCUGCACCGUCAAAAAUGAGUUGAUGGAACAUAUCAAUGCAUGUGAAGUCGCCAAGGUCUUCAAUCUCACGAUGAUUUUUUUAAACUAAGAAAUACUACAUGAGCUGUCACGUC
Molecule: messenger RNA, 1478 nt
Organism: Pteropus alecto (black flying fox)
Lineage: Eukaryota; Metazoa; Chordata; Mammalia; Chiroptera; Pteropodidae
Gene: HYKK
Product: hydroxylysine kinase
Exons: 5
Coding region: 161-1291 (376 amino acids)
Molecular function (GO): amino acid kinase activity
Source: RefSeq, a predicted model, not a curated record